AUGACUAGCAAGCUCAUUCCCCCGAACCCCGACGAGGUCAUGGUCAUUCGCAAUGUAACUCCAGACGUCGUCACACUCUCGCUGCCCUUUGCGCGCUUCGGCCAGAUCAACAUUGGUGGUCGCGGAACUCUCGUCCGCCUGCAGAACGGCAGCGUAGCAGUCUUCUCUCCCGUAGCUCUCACGAAUGAUGUUCAAAGCCAGAUCAACAAGAUGGGCGCGGUAAAAUACAUUUGUGCCAACGACGCCGAGCACCACAUCUUCAUGGACGACUGGCACAAGGCCUUCCCAGACGCCAAACUUAUCGGUCCGGAUGCAUUGAAAGAGAAGCGCGAAAGUCAGAAGAAGCCAUUGCCUUGGACACACUUGUUCCGCCCAAAGGACAACACCAGCUGGAACAUUGAUGAAGAGUUCGACCGCGAGUUUGACGCCGAGUAUGUCCACGCCCACGCCAACAAGGAGCUCGUAUUCAACCACAAGCCUUCAAAAACUCUUAUUCAAGCCGAUUUGCUCUUCAACUUGCCGGCUGUAGAGCAGUACUCGCGUACUGAUGUCAAUCCUACUGCCGGUAUCCUCACAAAGUUGUUCUGCAAGAUCAACACUACGGCUGGUUCGGCAAUCUGGCAGAAGAGAUUUGUCUGGUACGCACUAAGUGCAUCGGACAGACCUGCUUUCAACCAGAGCAUGGCUAGAAUUGAUAAGUGGGACUUUGAGCGCAUUAUUCCUUGCCAUGGUGAGGUGAUUGAGAAGGAGGGCAAGGGCAUCUUCAGAAAGGUAUUUGGAUGGCACCUGGAGGCUGCUAAGAAGUCGAAUUAG
Molecule: messenger RNA, 813 nt
Organism: Aureobasidium melanogenum CBS 110374
Lineage: Eukaryota; Fungi; Ascomycota; Dothideomycetes; Dothideales; Saccotheciaceae
Exons: 2
Coding region: 1-813 (270 amino acids)
Source: RefSeq, a predicted model, not a curated record